Messenger RNA from Sphaeramia orbicularis (orbiculate cardinalfish), 2494 nucleotides. RefSeq names its product cyclin dependent kinase inhibitor 1Bb (gene cdkn1bb). NCBI's taxonomy places the organism in Eukaryota, Metazoa, Chordata, Actinopteri, Kurtiformes, Apogonidae. Gene Ontology annotation, cellular component: nucleus; cytoplasm. Gene Ontology annotation, biological process: G1/S transition of mitotic cell cycle; negative regulation of cyclin-dependent protein serine/threonine kinase activity; negative regulation of mitotic cell cycle. Gene Ontology annotation, molecular function: protein-folding chaperone binding; cyclin-dependent protein serine/threonine kinase inhibitor activity. The record is from RefSeq and is a predicted model, not a curated record. The transcript has 3 exons. Bases 395 to 964 code for a protein of 189 amino acids.
UUUUUUUUCCUCUCCCUUCUCAAUCCCAAGUACAUCUCUCAAUCGCCAUAUUGGGUACUGAGAAGGUUUGUCUGCAGUUUUCGCUCACUUACAGGACGAAAUUUGACAGAGCGGCUUCGGUGUUCGUCCUCUGCUUUUGUUUUGAUGGUCGGCGGAGACUACUUUGGGCUUGAAAACAGCGCGUGCCUUCCCGUUUCCAGCCUGACGUCUGCAUGGCAUCAGCCGUUUGACGCUUGUUUUGGAUAUUAUUGCGCUGCGUUCAGGAGAUACCCGUUGUUUUUAAGCUGUGUGUUUUUCUUGUAAAGAGAAGAAAAGAAAUUAAAAAAAAAAAAAAAAAUUGGACACCCUCGGCCCGAUUGAAUUUUUUUUUUUCUUUUCUUUCUUGGGGGGGAAAAUGUCAGAUGUUCGACUCUCAAACGGGAGCCCGACGUUGGAGCGGACGGACUCCCGAGUACCGGAUCACCCGAAACCAUCAGCCUGCAGAAGCCUGUUUGGCUCGGUGGAUCACGAAGAGUUAAAGAGGGAUUUAAAGGGACAUUUGCGGGAGAUGGAAGCAGAUGCCUCCGCCAAGUGGGGCUUCGACUUCGCCAAUCACACGCCGCUUUCCAACGGUAGGCUGAAGUGGGAAUUAGUGGAUUGUAGAGAAGUCCCGGAUUUUUACAGCAGACCGCAAAAGCAGCACAACAACAGGGAGAAGGGCGUCUGCUCCACUGGGAAUAACAAUGUGGAUUUAAAUGGGAAUCAUAACUGUGUGGUGGUGGCUCCGAAUGAAGACGGCGUCAGGUCGGAUGGGCAGAUGGAGUGCACGGAGCAGUGUACGGGGAUGAGGAAAAGACCUGCAUGUCACGACCCCACGGCCCAAAAUAAGAGGUCACACACCAGCUCAGAUGAAGUUAGUUGUCCGAGCCUGAGCCACUCUGCAGAGCACACACCCAGAAAGACCAGUCCCAAGAGACAAACGUGAAGAACAUAAAAAUGAGCUGAAGAUGUAUUUCCCCUUUAACAUGGGAAAACUCAGUGUUGGCCGAUUUGGAGGAGGAACUACACAGCAUCAGAAACAUAUCAACUCUCCUGAAGACGGGGGAGGACGCUGUUGAAGCACUGAAUAGAAACACUAAAGUUGUGGCACUCAAUUAAAGUUACUGCCUCUAAAAGCAGUCAAUGUAGCAGUGUGCAAUUAGGUUUGAUUUCCUUUUUUGCUCCUUUUUUACUACCUGUGUGUAAAUAAAUAUAUAUAUAAUAUUAUAUUUCUCUCCAUAUGUAGCACAUAAAAACAUUAUGAUUUGAAAACAAAUCCUUUAUGUAAAAGGUGUGAAUUUUGAUUUGACUUGAAGAAUUGCAGUGUAGUUUGAUAAAUGUUUCCAAAAUGCUGUUCUGUUUUUUUUUUUUUUUUGUUAUUUUAUUUUCUGAAAGGCAGUGUGACUUUGACACAGUCCCUAAUUGCUACAUUUAAAAAAAAAAAAAGAAAAAAUCAUGGCUCCUCACAGUUUCUUAACAGUGUAUCUUCACUCCGUCAUCUUCCUAAGUCAGCGGUGAAGAACGGUACAAAUGUAGCUCGUCUUUUUUUUUUUUUCUUCCUCUGGUCAUUGUAGUUUCACCAAGUGCAGGUUCUCAGAUUAGAUCUGUUUCCCCAGGAAAUUAAAACAAGAAAAAAGUAAUACUUCUAUUAGUGUUUUACUCAAAUCAUCCAAUAUUUAUUUACUGAGGUGCUUUAGCAUCAGUUGAAUUCUGGAAUAUUAUCUUUUUUUUUUUUUUUUUUUUCCUCUGGAGUUUUGAGGUACUCAGAUAUUGAAGGACAAAGACCAUACAAACUGCACAGGGUGUGUUGUAAAGUCAUCCUCUCCUUGACUGUAUUCAAAGCCUUAAUGCUCUUCACAGAGAGGUUUGUCUGAAAUGGGCUGAAUGUCCUACAAUACCAAAUACAUGGUUGCUUCAGUAUGGUUACCAGCGCUGCUGGUGCUCGACUUCACAUUGUAUUACUUUGUGAUAACCUAGAAUUAAAUUUCCAUUUUGUGUUUUCUAUUUUUUUUUUGUUUUUUUUUCUCACCAAUGUUGUUAGCCUGCUGAUGGUGCAAAUGUAAGCAUCCAAAAGCUUCCCUUUUAUUUGUGUUAAGUAUGGUUUAUAUUCGAAGAGACCAGCGUACACCUGAAUGGAGAGAAAAUGGUUUGUGUCUAAAGUGCAGUCACCAUGCCUGUGUAUUUGUGUAAAUCUUUGCAAUGUACCUAUGUACAUAAUUUUGUAAAAACACUGAGAAAUUAUACUAACUUAUUUAUGUCAAGCUUUUUUAUGUAGAAUAAAAAAUGGGGUUUUGAUUACGGUUAUCCAAAGUGGCAUUUACUUUAUUAUAAUUGUCUUAUUUUGUAAAAGCAUAUUUUUGGUAGUUUUUUUUUCUUGUAAGGUUGCAAACUGAGCCUGAUAAAAUAUUUGAUGUGCAUUUUGUAAUGUGUGGUUAUAAAAUGUGUUGCAAUCAAUUAAAAGAGAAAAUUAAAUUUA